This is a messenger RNA of Opisthorchis viverrini, 600 nucleotides long. RefSeq lists its product as hypothetical. The transcript has 3 exons. The record is from RefSeq and is a predicted model, not a curated record. NCBI's taxonomy places the organism in Eukaryota, Metazoa, Platyhelminthes, Trematoda, Opisthorchiida, Opisthorchiidae. The annotation marks the transcript as partial.
AGUUGCUUAUAUCAGGAAGCGUCCGGAACGUUUACAUUGACAUCAUCCUCAAAUGGAGCACGCUGCUCUAGCCCGGAGGUAAUCAUCCUUUUACGAGUCCGUGGGCCGAUGGAUUGGAAAAAUGGCAUGUUUACAUCAUGUACCUAUCUCGGUAUGGUGGAAUACAGUUGGACUGAUAAAGUAGCAAUGUUCAAAGUCCAAGCUUAUGCACCCCUAUUACCAGACUAUCAACCCGGCUGGUCAAAGGACGUUAUAUUUUGGUACCUCAAUCGCAGGCUCAACGGAGACAUGAAUUCUUGCCUCACCUCUACCGGUGGAGAACCGGAUGAAGAUGGAUCUGGAGAAUUUUUAUCCUCCCAGAUCAUCAAUAAGAAGUUCUACGAAGAACACUUAAACGUCAAAGAUUGCAAUAUUUUGGAAAAAAGUGAUGUAAAGGUCGAUGGACACACUCUGGGCAAAUAUAACGUAACCUUGUGGGAGAAACAGAUGCAGCUUUCGCCAUUUGAACAUCGCGACAUAUCCAUCUUUUUCCUUCAAGAACUAAACGGCCCGGAAGGUGCUUGUGAGCACAAUGGAUAUUGGGCUCGGCCCUUGUUUAAC